Cavia porcellus (domestic guinea pig) is the source of this 1742-nucleotide messenger RNA. It is a transcript of the gene Cbln4, whose product is annotated as cerebellin 4 precursor. Gene Ontology annotation, cellular component: synapse. Lineage: Eukaryota; Metazoa; Chordata; Mammalia; Rodentia; Caviidae. Gene Ontology annotation, molecular function: protein binding. The coding region runs from base 1 to 606 and encodes 201 amino acids. The transcript is spliced from 3 exons. The record is from RefSeq and is a predicted model, not a curated record.
AUGGGCUCCACGCGCCGGGCGCUGUCCGCGGUGCUGGCCGUUCUGCUGCUUCUCACGCUGCCCGGGCUGCCCGUCUGGGCGCAGAACGACACGGAGCCCAUCGUCCUGGAGGGCAAAUGUCUAGUGGUGUGCGACUCGAAUCCGGCGACGGACUCCAAGGGCUCCUCUUCUUCCCCUCUGGGAAUAUCGGUCCGGGCGGCCAACUCCAAGGUGGCCUUUUCGGCGGUGAGGAGCACCAACCACGAGCCAUCGGAGAUGAGCAACAAGACGCGUAUCAUUUACUUCGAUCAGAUCCUAGUUAAUGUGGGCAAUUUCUUCACAUUAGAAUCUGUGUUUGUAGCACCGCGGAAAGGAAUCUACAGCUUCAGUUUUCAUGUAAUUAAAGUCUACCAGAGUCAAACAAUCCAGGUUAACUUGAUGUUAAAUGGAAAACCAGUAAUAUCUGCAUUUGCUGGGGACAAAGAUGUCACACGUGAAGCUGCCACGAAUGGAGUCCUGCUCUACCUGGACAAAGAGGAUAAGGUUUACCUAAAACUUGAGAAAGGUAACUUGGUUGGAGGCUGGCAGUAUUCCACAUUCUCCGGCUUUCUGGUGUUCCCCCUAUAGAAUCUGAUUUCCUGCGAGGUUUAUCCAGGUGAGGGGAAAACCACCCCUGAGUUAUCGGAAGAUCAUGUUUUCAUCAUUGGAUUGAUGUCCUUUAUUGGUUUCUCAUGGGUGAAUAUGGACUCUCUUUAAGGAUUCUAGACCUGUCUGAACCAACACGAAGUUUUACAGAUUAUUUUCAUGUGCACAUUUCGGUGUAUUUGGAUUGGAACUCAAAGCAGAUAAUACCUAUCUAUGCUUAAAUGUAACAAUCAAAAGUUGUCUCAAGGUUUGUUCUGGAUUUAAUUUCUUGGAAUUACUAAAUUUGUUGCAGAUGUGGACUUGGUUUAUUUGUUUCCUAAAAACCUGGCAAAUGAGUCUGAGAAUCAGAAAACUGAAGUUCUGACUUCAAUCAGUGGUUAGUGUGACACUGCCAAAGAACUGUGUGAAUAUAUUGGUUACACUUGUUUUUAUUGCUUUGGAAUUAGUUUGUUUUGUUCUCUUAAUGCAGCUGGGAAUUGUUUCUCAGUGGCUGGCAUUAUGUUUUCUCUAUAAAUAAGGUAAUGAAUGGCUUGUCUGGAAAUUUACCUUGACUGUGAGAUUACCGACACGACUUCCCUAAAAUGAGAGAGCAGGAAGAAUACUUCAUAGUUGUAUUUUAAUUAUCUAUGUGAAAGAGUCAUAUUUUCCAAAUUAUAUUUUCUAAUAGGAAAAAUAGAUCAUAAGUCUGACAAGGAAAAAAGUUGCUUACCCGAAUUUUAAGUGCUCCAUCCCCAAACCUUGGCAAAGCUUCUCUCCUCCCCAGAAAAGCUUAUACUUUAUUGCUCAACUUUAAUUAACAUGAUUGAUAAUGACCACUAUAUUAAAAAGCUAAGGGAUUUUUUUUCCCUUAGACGUGAUCACUUUAUUAACUGCCGAUGGGAUACCCUGGUUUUUAAUUAUAUCUAUUUUUCAAGCCUUUUGUUGUGUUUUAAGCAUCAUCUGGUUUUGCCUUAACUCUUUAAGUUGUAUAUAUUUAUCUGUUUAACUAAUAUUAAGUCCAAAUAUCCCAUAUCUAAAUUUAGUGCAAUAUCUUAUUUUGUCUUUUGUAUAGAUCAUAUGAAUUCAUAAAAUUAUUUAUGUCUCUGUUAUAGAAUAAAUAUUAAUAUAUGUUAGUUGAA